Messenger RNA from Ciona intestinalis (vase tunicate), 1436 nucleotides. The record is from RefSeq and is a predicted model, not a curated record. NCBI's taxonomy places the organism in Eukaryota, Metazoa, Chordata, Ascidiacea, Phlebobranchia, Cionidae.
CAAAUGUGAGUUUGACCCAAAUAAUUAAAACAACCUUUGAUAUUUUUAGUUGGCAGGGUUAGAAUUUGUUGCACUGGGUAUAAACUAAACAAACUGCUAUGGACGUUGAAGAUGCACCUCUUAUUUAUGGAUUGGAGUUGCCUGCGCGAUGCAUGUGUUCGCAGUCAGCUGAGUGUAAUGUAACUCGUUUUAUUGUUGGUACACAAUCGUUAAAACAGGAGAACCAAAUUCAUCUUGUAGAGUUCGAUGAUGAGAAUAAUCAACUGGAAAAAACUGUGUUUGCUCAUAGCAGUGGGGAGAUAUGGCAUAUCUCAUCUAGUUUUAAUAAUCCGCUUCUUUUUUCUACUUGCUAUAGCAAUUACAAAGAUGGUGAACUGGUUACUGGUUGCAAAAUAUAUAGGAUGGUUUCAGAUGCAAAGCAAGAAACUUCAGAACAUGAUGAAUUUGAUUCUGGGGCAGAAAGUUUUGAGUCUAUUGAUGAAGUUUGUACAGUUACAUCGUCUGAAAUCAAUCACAUCUCUUCAUUGCAGUGGAAACCUGUGGAGGAUGAUCAUCAAGUGAUCAUUCUUGGUGACGGAAAGCUUCAUCUUUUUGAUCUUGAAGAGGAAAAACCGAACUCAUUAUUCUCAUUCAUGCUCCCUGAGAAAAAAGGUCAUCCUCUAGUUGCCACUUGUGGGAAGUGGAAUCCACAUCAUGGAGCAAAACAGUUCGCAGUUGCUGCUGGGCAAAAUAUAACUUCAUUUGACAUGAGGUCUAAAACACCUGCCUUUCAACUUGACAACUGCCAUGGUCAAAUGAUAAGAGACCUUGAUUUUAAUCCCAACAAGCAGUACCACUUAGCAACAUGUGGGGAUGAUUGUCUUGUAAAGUUCUGGGACACAAGAGAGCCAAGUGCUCCCAUCUCUGUUUUAGAAGACGAUCAUUCCCACUGGGUGUGGGGGGUACGUUUUAACCCGUUUCAUGACCAGCUUGUGCUCAGCUGCGGCAGCGACAGUCGUGUCGUUCUGCAUAACAAAGCUUCGAUAUCCUCCGAGCCAUUUGGCCACCUAGUGGAAGAUGAAGAGGAUGAAGAAACGGAAAAAAGAAAAGAUGGAUUGAUUGCUGUUUAUGAAGAGCAUGAGGAUAGUGUAUAUGCUGUUGAAUGGAGUGCUGCAGAUCCGUGGUCAUUUGCUUCAUUAAGUUAUGAUGGAAGAAUUGUUAUUAAUAAAGUUCCAAAGAAUGUAAAGUUUGAAAUUCUCCUCUAAUAUGCUGACACCGUCAACCUUUUUUUAAAUUUAUUUGUUGAGGUUUUUAUUAAUAAAUAUCUUUCAUUCCAAAACGAGAAACUGUGCAAUCAAAAAUAUUGUAAUUUACUCUUGAUAGUAAACAUCAUAGACUAUGUUCGUAACCGUAAUGUUUGUUACUAUAUUAUAUAUAUAAAUGUGUUUUAAAUGUAG